AUGGCACUCUACGACUCGGCAUUUGUUGUCUUUGAUGACUCAGUCGAGAAGAUCUUUGGUACCUCUCCAAGCCUAGAGCUGUUACAUGAAAACGCAGAGUAUCCAUUCGCACACGAGGCGGGCGUAUUCGUCCAAGAAGACAAUUCGUUAUUUAUAACCAGCAACCAGUUUACAGAUCCACGUACCGAACUACGUCGUAUCCAAAUCACUCGUGUGUUGCUCGCUAAUGACGGAAAAAAUGUUGAAUGCGAAGAAAUUAACCCAGAUCAUGUGCCCAUGGCAAACGGGGGCGUGAAUUACAAGGACGGCGUGCUAUUCUGCGCCCAGGGAACACAAGAUCGUCCAGGAGGUCUCGCAUUCAUGGCAUCCAGACCACCAUAUACGUCUCACCUAAUGCUUAGCUCCUUUCAUGGAAGAGAUUUCAACUCGGUAAACGACGUAGUCAUUCACUCAGACGGCUCCAUCUGGUUUACUGAUCCCAUCUAUGGGUUUGAGCAAGGAUUUCGGCCAAAACCAAGGCUACCGUGUCAAGUCUAUCGAUUCGACCCUGCGCGAAACUCGGUUCGUGUUAUAGCUGAUGGGUUCGGAGACCAAAUGGACAUCGUCAACCUCCUGUUACACCGUAAUCUCAAGUCUGUAGCUGACUAUACGAGUAGUUAUGCGUUCGACAUUGUCAAUUAUUCUGGCCAGCCAUUCUUGACCAAUAGGCGCGUAUUUGCCAUGGCGGACACUGGCAUCCCGGACGGAAUAAAAUGCGAUGUUCACGGGAACGUAUAUAGCGGCUGCGGCGACGGAAUCAACAUCUGGUCAGCGGGUGGUGUGUUGAUCGGAAAGAUUGUUAUAGAUGGCGGUGUUGCCAACUUUUGUUUCGGGCGUGAGGGCACAAUAUAUAUUUUGAAUGAGCAUCGCUUGUGGCGGGCACAACUAGCAUCUUCUACGAAAGGCGCACUGCUCGGUAUAUAG
Molecule: messenger RNA, 963 nt
Organism: Trichoderma gamsii
Lineage: Eukaryota; Fungi; Ascomycota; Sordariomycetes; Hypocreales; Hypocreaceae
Product: SMP-30/Gluconolaconase/LRE-like region
Exons: 2
Coding region: 1-963 (320 amino acids)
Source: RefSeq, a predicted model, not a curated record